Molecule: messenger RNA, 648 nt
Organism: Arthroderma uncinatum
Lineage: Eukaryota; Fungi; Ascomycota; Eurotiomycetes; Onygenales; Arthrodermataceae
Exons: 3
Coding region: 1-648 (215 amino acids)
Source: RefSeq, a predicted model, not a curated record
AUGGGAGCAGGUGCCUCGAAACCAGCCGACCCGGAGAAGGCGAGAAAACAUGUGUUCACUAGUGAUUCACCUGUUCAAUUCUCCCAGGGUCUCGUUGAGUCGCUACAGUCAAGCUCCGAGACCGACUCUUCACGUUCUCAAUCUCUAGAACUUCACAUCCAAGCCCGUGUUGCCGAAGAACUCAACCGUAUCCGCGCACGAGAAAAACAAACUCUAGCAGAUAUUGAAAAGAGGAUAGGAUCCUCAUACGCUUCCGAAGCUCCCUCCAAAACCAAAAACAACGCUUCCUCUUUCGCCAGCCAGCCUUUGUCGCUUGAGUCUCCCCGAGUCCCAUUUGCUGGCACCCAAUUUGAUCCCGCUCCUGCAGCCGUUUCCUCGCCCGCCCAAACCACCGAUGACACGCCCUCCAACCCCAAGACCGUGAGCAGUGGUAAGGUUGCGAAGGAUAUUGAGUCGUUGCGAGAGUCCCUAGCUUCCAGACCUACGAUCCGGAAAUUAGAUACCGAACUUGAAAGUGCUAGGGAAGGUGUUGUGAAAUGCCUGCGAGAUAACCAGAAACGACCGCUGGAUUGUUGGCAAGAGGUGGAUACUUUCAAGCGUGAGGUUGCUAGGUUAGAAAAGGAAUGGGUCCAAAAAAUGAUAAGCUGA